AUGGGUCUCGCCGUAAACAAUCGCCUACGCGCUGUCUCGACGGCAGAUGUACUUCGACCGCAAGAUAAGGAUAUCGCGUCACUUGUCAAGAGCCUCGAAUCCUUCGACUGGAGUUCGUAUGCUACACUGCAGAAUAGCCUGGAUCAAUCGGCCCUCCUACAACAACUGCGACACGUUUUGAAGGAUGACAAUGAUGUUCAUGGUGCCAGCAGUGGCUUCAGGCGAGCUGGUGGCUUUCAGGCAUUGCUUCGUCUCCUUCGUUCUCUGGUAGAUCGUUAUUCUGCGCACGAAGACCAGUUGGCCAACAUCAAACCCUUCCUCCAGACGUUGGCACAAUGGUUUGCUGUUUUGGGUGCAGCAUUGGAGGCUCAUGAUGGGAACCAGAAAUAUUUCAGGACAAAGGUGGAUGACGGAGGCUGGUACUCCCUACGACGCACUCUUGAACAUUUUCAGUCUCUUCUCUGGCGUCGAACUGGGGAUGGGCUAUUCAUGGAGCAGUUCUUUGGCAUUCUUUUUGCGACUGCGGUUGGGACGGAAAUGGUUGACGACAUUUACACUUCGUUAGAAAGAUCCGGAAGGUCACAGGAUGGAAACAUCCUGUCAGAUGUGGAUGUCGAUUCUGUGCGUGUCGCAAUGUCGAAAGCUGCAUCGAAUAUUGAUGAUCUGGCGGUACCGGACUUGCUGACCACAAUUCUGCGACUCUGGGCUAUUGCCGUCAAAGCCGGCAAUAUCCCUCAACGGGUAAUAAGGCUUGCCCUUCCCCUGAGUUUCACCGAAAUGCUGUCAAUAUCACGACAGAAUGUCGUUAGUGCCCACACUGCUGGGACUUUUACUGCGAUCCUGGACCUGGUUUUUGAGGAUCGCCUUUCUACGGUUGAAAGAAAUCUCUUCCGAGAGGCUGCUCUUAUCCUAUGUCAAGAGGGUGUCUCUAAUUUAGGUGACGCCCAUCUCCUCUUCAACCAGGCCGUUCUGACGCCCGAAGCGGCGUUGUUCCUGCUUGAAUCUAUCAAAUCCUCGCGGCAGCCCCCAAGUAUUCAAUUCGACUUGUCCCAACAAGGCUAUGCUUCCACCGAGCUGGCCACUCUCGGCAGACCGUUUCCCCCUACCGACAGCGCUGGGUAUACACUGAGUCUCUGGGCCCGAUUCGAUUCUUUUGAUGGUCAGGCUCACACCACCCUGUUCGGUGCAUUUGAUCGAAGCCAGACCUGUUUUGUGCUAGCAUAUCUUGAGAAAGAUACGCAUCAUCUCAUCCUUCAAACAGCUAUACAGGGAACGAGACCAAGUGUGAGGUUCAAGUCCGUAGGUUUCCAGCCGGACAGAUGGUAUCAUAUAUGCGUGGUGCACAAAAGACCACGGACGACCUCAUCUGCCAAGGCAUAUCUCUUCGUGAACGGAGACUUCGUCGAACAACAAAAAGCAAACUACCCCGCCAUCGCUCCAAAUGAUCGUGGAUCAAGUUUCGCUAACGUCCAGGCAUUCUUUGGAACACCUCAGGAUCUAUCUCCUAAUCCAACUGGAGCAACCUGUUCCUCAAGAUGGUCGUUGGGGCCCGCGGUGCUUUUCCGAGAAGCGCUGAGUGACGACCUGAUAGCCGUUUUUUACCACCUAGGUCCAAAGUAUCACGGCAAUUUCCAGGACUGUCUUGGCUCCUUCCAAACCUAUCAAGCUUCUGCCGCACUGAAUCUGCGGAACGAAAUGCUCCAUCCCGGGAAAGAAGAGCAGUCGGAAUUGAUUUUGGCAAUCAGGCGAAAGGCGAGUAACUUAAUCCGGGAAGAGAAGAUUUUGGUCAAUGUCUCGCCCGCUACUGUCUUGGACAAUGACGACCGCAACAACAUUGACGAGGCUCAAUUGGUGAAGUCACUCUCCAAAGUGGCAGCCAAAAACUUGGUGGCUUAUACACGCUCGGGCACAAACGCUGUUGCCAUAAAUGGUGCAGUGCCUUCGAUCAAUGAUGCAUUGACUCAAGCUCGUGGUGUUUUCAUGCUCAUGGGUGGUCCUACUGUGACAGUCCCACAGUCAUUGGAUGAUGCUAGCUGGCGUCUGGGCGGUUGCGGUGCUGUCGGCCUUGGACUGGUCCAACGAGCUCGAACCACCGACGAUAUUGCUCUUGCCGUUGACAUCUUAUUGGAGACUGUACGCUAUAGCUGGAGAAACAGCGAAGUCAUGGAAAGGGACGGAGGCUACGCUAUCCUAGCAAUGCUCUUAAAAGACAAACUCGCCAUUCCUACUCAAAGUAACGGAGAAGGCAAGGCAGGGGUCGCCAUUCCCACUCCUAGACUCGAUAGGAACGGUCUAAGUCUUCGAGUUUUCCAAUCCAUCUUGUCCUUUACCGGAUACGACCCCGAUGACCCGGUGAACUCUGUGAUUAACAAUCCUUUGGCCUACAAGGUCUUGAUAGCUGACAGUAACAUUUGGAGAUGCGGGCCACUCUCCGUUCAGCAACUAUAUUUCGAUCAAUUCCUGGUCUUUGCUGAGCAGAGUCAGCACAAGCGAUUCAACAUCAAAAGAUUGUCGAGAAUGAGAGUGUUGAAGCGGCUCAUGGAAGCAUUAAAGUCGGAGCCUGUGGCUAAAGCCAUCAUGCCAAUGUAUAUGGCUGCAUUCAAAGUCCUCCUGCCUCAAUCUCUGUCGGCAGAAACAUUACGAUCGCUGGCUCUAUUUGUGACGUUCUCAGUGAACAAACGCAAUAUGGGCUUGCAGGUUCGGAAACCUACGCGCAGAGAAGCCCGUCAGAGAAGCUCAUCGACCGGAUCUUCCCAAGGCGGGAAAGACGAAUCAAUGUCGACAUUGUCACAUUUCGAGAUCGGAGUUGAAGUUCUUCGUCUCUAUUCAGAGCUAUUGUGUCGACCUGGUGACGAUAGCAUGAUCAAGAAAUUUGCGAAAACAGUGACCAACAAAUGGUUGCUCUACCUGCUGUCAGAGACUUCCCCGGAGGUUGUAGUGCUUUCGGUGAGAAUACUAGCCAGGUUACUAGUCGUCCACGGCGAGGCAUAUGUCAAAAAGUUCAAAGAUGGCUCGAAGACAUCUGGCUUCACAAUCAUGGCACAUCGUAUGAAGAGAUGGUGGCAUAUCCCUGCUGUAUGGCCUGCCUGCUUCGCAAUUCUGUUUGGCUUGGACGUGGGGAACCUAGACCUUGACCGGAACUUUGAUUUGUUCGGCUUCAUCGACCUCUUUACUACCAAGAAAGAUCUUUCUGUGGUGUAUCCUGAAAUCUUCGAGGUCAUCACGAGCAUGCUCCAGAGCGGCUUGAAGACAACAGUCUCUUCGAAGAGGUACGCAACUGCCUCAACAUUAGCACCGCCAUUGGAAGGUUUGAAUCAGCCCCCUGAGAGACUCUCCAUGUCGACGAUGGCACCACCGAAUCCACUCCUGACAAUCGUGACAAGCCAUCACGUGGAUACAUUUAACACAGUUGUCCAAUUCCUGGCAGAUCUUCAAACAAGAUCCCAGAUCUUUCGGGAUUAUGCCGCAGCAUCCUCCUAUGUUCAAGAUCUCCUGGCUGUCCUGUUUCCUGUGGUGGUCGGCUCUGACGUGGUUGAGGCUAAAACCGAAUUGGACGCUCGGGAUGCAAUGCUCACGUUUGACGGAGGGGAUGUUGUGAUUCAUCCGCUCUCAGUGGCGCCACCCAUGAUCCGGAUGGCUGAUGCUGAACCGCCGUCUGCCGUGACUCGUGGCAAAACGCUUCGAAGAGGAUCAUCCUUCGUUUUGGUGACGAGGGAGCAUGCUCAUCAGAGCAGUGGUAGCACUCGAGGAUCUGAAGCUGCGGGUUCCAACUCUGCGGUCGGGAACACCCUCGAGCUCAAUGAAGGCCAUUCAAUCGUGCAAAGCUUGCUUGAAAUCGUCAUCUCCGUUUUUAUGGAUCAGAUUCUGGCCAGGAAAGAAUUUCCUGGCUUAGGUCUUUUUCUGAAAACCCCGCCAGGGUUUAUCGAACAUCAAUCUUACUUUGAGACUUGGAUCCUAAGGAACACGGUAUCCCAGCUCUCCAACCAGAUAGCACUAGACCAGAAGGUAUUGGUUGAACCACGGAUUUUGAUCAAUCUGGCUCGCUUGUUCAGCCAUCUCGAAGAAGCCCUCUUCGAAGGAUGGUUCAUUGGUGGUGCAGAUGCUGUCCUUGACUUGGCAGGAUCCGUUUUGGAAUAUCUUCAGCGCCCUGACAUCGCCAAACUGAAGGCCGUGCGGCUCUGUGCGCAAACUAUCGCCGUCAUUCGCGCAGUCGUUUUCCGCGUUGUUCUCUUUAGUUUAUCUUCAAUCCAUGAUGAAGAGUCGUUGCCAUUCCUUGAGAAGCUGACCUACUGGCAGACAGUCCUGCUGUCCGCUGAAGAAACUCAGUCAAACUACUUGCAGCUUGUCUGCUAUCUGCUCUACGCCAGCCUCGUCUCGUCGACAGAGACUGUACGACAUUCCGCAGCGAACCUGUGGAGGAUCAUUCUGGUUCAGAGGCCUGAUGAGGCUGCCGCAAUACAUGGGCAGGCAAAUACUACAGAGCAGAAGGGCUUAACCGCUAGCUUUCAAAAGCUGGUCGAGCUUGACAAUGAGACCUUUCUCUACUGGAUGGACCAGCAUCGAACCGAACUGGAUUCUCUAUUUGUCGAUACAUUGUCAAAACAGUGGGACAUUUUUGUCGCUGCCGAAAACAAAAGGACCGAAGAAAAUGGACGCCUGAGGAUCUCGCGCCGAAGAGAAAAGCUGAGGCAAUGGGCGAGAGAAGAGGCCGAUCGUGAGGACCUCAUCCGCCGUCAUGAGUUGGCAUCUGAAAACUGGACGGCAAAUAUAUACUCUUCAGAGUAUCUGAAACACCAGAGGCUGCUUCAAGAUCAGCAGGAUGACCUUGUCUAUACUGAAUCAAGCUUCAACCGGAUGCAGAGGGAUACCAGCAGACCUGGUGGACUCUUCCAGUAUGACAAAAUCCGGAAAUGGCGGCUAGAUCAGACGGAGGGAAGGAAUCGGAUGCGCAUGAGACUUCACGAGGACUACAGCAAAGCAGAUGAUGAGCAACAACCCAAGAGAAAAGGAUCUGAUAUGCCACAACUCCGCCUUGAUACUAGGAGUGUCAAAAUCUCAUCAGCCGAGUCCAUAGGCGCCACUCCAGGCGGCGCCAGCACCCCUAUCAUUGACAGCCCGAAGCGCUUGGAUAGCGGCACCGAGCCGUUCCCUGAGAUCCAGGAGAAUAUAGCCGAAGGCCAAGAUAAAAGUGAUGGGAAGGAUGUAGGAGAUCACGAUGAAGUGGAAGCUGACGACAGUUUCGAGAUGGUUGAGGACCCCAACGCGGAAUUGGACGAGUUCGAGGACAAGAACAGGAAAGUGAUGCGGAGCCUUCAUCGCGGAGAUCAGGUCAAACACGUUGCCAACAUAUCCCGGAUUCUCGGGCUUGAGGCUGUGGAAGGGCUUCUCAUACUCGGCAAGGAUUACAUCUAUAUCCUCGACAAUUUCUUCCAGCGCGCAGAUGGCGAAAUUAUCAAUGUUUGGCAAGCUCCACAGGACGAACGCGACCCGUACGUGCGCAUGAUAUCAGGCCGCGAUGUCACCGACCGAAAGCACAUAUCACGGAACGAGGAACAUGGAACUCGAAGCUGGAAAUGGAUGGACAUUAUCAGCGUUUCCAAACGUCGGUUUCUUUUCCGCGAUGUGGCCAUUGAGAUGUUCUUCAGUGACGGCAGAAGCUACUUGUUAACGGUCGUAUCACCCGAUGCUCGCAAUGAGUUGCACAGCCUUAUCACCGCAAAAGCUCCUUCGCCCAGUGCCCUGAGCACCACACAGCCGGAAACGGCCUGGCGUUACGAAACCUUGAAAAGCGUCGAUGACGAGCCACAAACGUUUGGCUCGAAAUUUGCCAAUGUCUUCGGUCAACAAUCAAGUUCCUUUGCCGCUACUCGAAAAUGGCAAAAGGGAGAAAUGUCGAAUUUCCAUUACCUGAUGCUGAUUAACACAAUGGCGGGAAGAACAUACAACGACUUGACUCAAUAUCCUGUGUUUCCUUGGGUCAUUGCAGACUAUACUAGUGACGAGCUCGACCUCACCGAUCCAAGAAGCUUCCGCGACCUAUCUAAACCCAUGGGCUGCCAAAACCUUGAACGCGAAAGGGAAUUUCGAGAACGAUACUCCACAUUUGCCGAGAUGGGGGAUAACAACACCCCUGCUUUCCAUUAUGGCACACACUAUUCGUCGGCCAUGAUUGUGACGUCCUACCUUAUCCGCCUACAGCCCUUUGUCAAGUCGUAUCUUCUGCUGCAGGGUGGCACAUUCGAUCAUCCAGAUCGCAUGUUUUUCUCCAUUGAAGGUGCCUGGAAGUCAGCAUCUCGCAUGAACAUGACCGAUGUGCGAGAGCUGACGCCCGAGUUCUACUAUCUCCCGGAAUUCUUGGUCAAUGUCAACGACUUCGACUUUGGAACCAGACAGAACUCUUCCAAGUCGAUCGGCAAUGUGGAGCUUCCUCCUUGGGCAAAGGGCGAUCCACGGAUUUUCAUAGCGAAACAGCGCGAGGCGCUUGAGAGCCCUCAUGUUAGCCGGAAUCUGCACAGAUGGAUCGACCUAAUCUUCGGAAGCAAACAAAAGGGAGAAGCGGCGGUGGAAGCAGUCAACGUGUUUCACUAUCUUUCAUACCAAGGGGCGAAAGAUGUCGACAAGAUCACCGACCCUUUGGAACGACUGGCCACGAUUGGAAUCAUCCACAACUUCGGCCAGACGCCAUAUCAGGUUUUUACGAAGCCUCAUCCUGCGCGAGAACAGGUACGACACCGGUAUAAGCGUCUCGACACCGCCGCCGAGUCGUUGACCCGAGUGCCUUCUACUCUCUUGGAGACUGGGGAGCGUGUGGCGUCGUUGAGCUUCUCAUGGAAGGCCGACAAAUUGCUAUGCUCUGGCGCUUUCCGACUCAACAUUCCACCAGCCUACGAGAUGUAUAUGGAAUGGGGGUUUUCUGACAAUAGUGUCCGGUUCUACUCGACGGAUAGCCGGAAACAACUAGGGCUAUUCGAGCAUUUGCACAUUGGACAGUUGUCCUGUGCACUGUUCACAGAUUCGAAGACGCUGAUAACAGCAGGGACGGAUUGCACCAUCGCAGUCUGGACGGUUGUCGAGAGCGCCAAAUCAGUCGACCUACAACCACGAGCGACGCUUUUUGGACAUCGCCAACCGGUGACCGUUCUGGCGCUGUCGAGGUCUUUCAAUGCCUUGCUUUCGGCAUCGACCGAUGGGCAGGUGAUGCUCUGGGACCUUAACAGGUGCGAAUUCAUUCGUAAGCUCGACGACGAGUUGUCCGUGAACUGUGCAGCGAUCAACGACGUCACGGGCAACAUCGUCCUCUGUCAUGGUCACGAAAUCAGUCUGUACACCUUGAACGGCGAUCGGCUGUUGCGGCAGGAGUCGGGAGAUCGGUUGCAGGAGAGCAUCAUUUCAUGCGCAUGUUAUGAAGGGGCGGGAAGUGAGUGGCUUGAGCGAGACCUCGUCUUCACAGGCCACAAGAGGGGCCAGGUCCGAAUCUGGAGUAAAGUAAUCCGCGACGGACGGUUUGAACUGGACCUUAUUCGUCAGCUGAACCAUGCAGACAUCAGUCGAGAUGACGGAGCCAAUGUUAGCGCCGGGAUCAGUUGCAUUCUAGCGAUGCCCCAGGUGGUGUAUACGGGGGAUGAAGACGGAAGAGUGGUAAGCCUCUCUUUUGCUCCUCCAUACAGGUAA
Messenger RNA from Capronia epimyces CBS 606.96, 7671 nucleotides. RefSeq lists its product as uncharacterized. Bases 1 to 7671 code for a protein of 2556 amino acids. NCBI's taxonomy places the organism in Eukaryota, Fungi, Ascomycota, Eurotiomycetes, Chaetothyriales, Herpotrichiellaceae. Gene Ontology annotation, molecular function: protein binding. The record is from RefSeq and is a predicted model, not a curated record. The transcript has a single exon.